Messenger RNA from Tetranychus urticae (two-spotted spider mite), 1909 nucleotides. RefSeq names its product inactive pancreatic lipase-related protein 1-like. Gene Ontology annotation, molecular function: triacylglycerol lipase activity. Gene Ontology annotation, biological process: lipid catabolic process. The record is from RefSeq and is a predicted model, not a curated record. NCBI's taxonomy places the organism in Eukaryota, Metazoa, Arthropoda, Arachnida, Trombidiformes, Tetranychidae.
ACUUGUUUUCAAAAAAUAGGAUAUAACUGACCAGAUGAACCAGGAGUUGUCCCAACUUCAGCCAAUCAAGUUCUUUGUUUGCAAAGUGGAUGAUCUUGUGAAAUUGUUAAGUCCAUUUGGUGGAAGAGAAAAACCAAAGAUCGAAUUUUCAACUCGUUUUAAGCAAAUCCAAUGUUAAUCCUUUACUCUUUUAGAAACUCUGGAAAAGUGAAGUUUCACACAAACCAACUCCAACUCAUUACAGUUGUUUCUUAUUUUACAAAAAUUUUGUGUUUGAAAAAUGAAUAAAUUUAUCUUAAUUUCGUUUUUGAUUAUAUUCAAUUGUGGCUUCGCGGUUUCGCACAUAAACAAUGAAACUGUAAAAACAAUUUUUGAAAUUAUUGCACCAUACUUUCGAAUAGACCGCUUGCAAGUUUUCAAAGGCCCCAAGUGCUUCUCAGAUUUAGGAUGCUUCGAAAAUAGGCAAACAUUUCAACACCCAAUUUUCCGACCAAUAUCCUUGUCUCCAGAAGAACCGGAAAAAAUUGAAACAAGAUUUUUUUUAUAUUCUAAGCCUGGUCAGAUAGUCCCACAACUAAUCAACCACAAUAAUAUAACAAGGAGUAAUUUCAACCCAAAAUUGCGAACCAUUUUUGCUGUUCAUGGAUUUUACUACGCCAAUUAUCUUGGUCAAUAUCAAAUAGAAUCAUUUCGCAAAUUGAAAAAAGCCUUGUUCAUCAAGGAAAAUAUUAAUUAUAUUUUCGUUGAUUGGGGCAAAGGAGCGUCAACAUGGUACGUCCAAGCCACAGCAAACACUCGAGUUGUUGGUGCUCAGCUUGCCCAAUUAGUUGAAAAAAUAAUUUUGAACUUCGGCGUUUCAAAAAAUAAAAUUUGGUUGAUUGGCCAUUCGUUAGGAGCACAUGUUGUUGGCUAUGCUGGUUCAAUUGUGAAAAACAUUGGCCGUAUCACUGGACUAGAUCCAGCUAAACCCUAUUUUGUUGGCAUGCCAAAUGAAGUCCGUUUGGAUGCUGGAGAUGCACUUUUUGUGGAUGUUAUCCACACCAAUGCACCGCAAAUUAGCCAGCCAUUUGGAUUUGGGACUCGGCAAAUACUUGGUCACGUCGACUUUUACCCAAAUGGUGGUAAUAAUCAGCCAGGGUGUAUAAAAGAAGAAAUUGCUGGUUUCUUCGAAUCUCUGCAAUAUGGACUGCAAAAAACUUCCAUAUGCAACCAUGAAAGAUCAAUUCAAAUGUUGGCGUCAGCAAUCGAUGUUAGUAAUUGUGAAAUGAUUGCACACAAGUGCGAUUCUUUCUUGGAUUUUAAACAAGGAAGUUGUUAUUUAUGUGGUCCAGAUGGACAAAACUGUGAAAUAAUUAAUAACCCAAGACCAGGGCAUCAACAAAAUCAAAGGUAUUUUUUGCUUACCAAUUCGGAGCCACCAUUCUGUGUCCAUCAUUACCGGAUUUCAAUCCAUUUAGGAGAUCUGCCAGCUUCAAUCAAACAAAUGGUUAUCUUUCAUUUGAAUUUAACCAGUUCUGGAGCUAAAGCUUUCGGCCACUCUGAGAAAAUCUCACUAAAGUCACAUGCAUCAUCUGCAUUUUUAAUAACAGGUGACCGUUUGAUCGAAGAUCAAAAUCUAAUGUUAGAAUUAUUUAUUGAAUCGGAAUUUCACCCCGGAACCAUAAAUAUUAGCCAUUUGGAGAUUACUCCAAUGUAUUAUUUGGAUGACAAAAUGAAGAUGAAAAAACAAAAACAUUUAAAAGAUUUGAAUAUUUUUAUAAACCAAAAAGUCAAAUUUAAGUUUUAGUUUUAAUUUAAAUAUGUUUGAUGUAUUUUACACCAAUCGUUUGAUUCAAAUUGUACUCUGGAAGCCCUAGCUUAAGUAUCCCAUUCUUCAAGUUCACGACAAUAAAUUGCUAAUCCAAAUUCA